This is a messenger RNA of Corticium candelabrum, 3158 nucleotides long. RefSeq lists its product as uncharacterized. The record is from RefSeq and is a predicted model, not a curated record. Bases 26 to 3067 code for a protein of 1013 amino acids. The transcript has 26 exons. Gene Ontology annotation, biological process: transmembrane transport. Lineage: Eukaryota; Metazoa; Porifera; Homoscleromorpha; Homosclerophorida; Plakinidae. Gene Ontology annotation, molecular function: transmembrane transporter activity.
GUGACGCGGCGGGCGGCAUUGAAAAAUGGCGGAAAGAAGACCAGAAAAUUUUGCCGAUACACGUCACAGGCUACGUGCGGCAGUGGUGUGUACUGCUGGCUUUCUGGUACACCUAACUUUGGGUACUCUGUACUCAUAUGGCAACAUGGCCCCAUACAUUGUUUCAUACAUCAGGAAAUAUGGCACUCCUCAAUCCUUGACAGUAACAACUGCUAGUUGGAUUUAUGCUUUAAUGCUAGCUGGUCAAGGAUCGAGCAUGUGGAUUGGUGGGAUUAUUGAGAAGAAACUUGGAGCACGUCUAACAACAUUAGUUGGAUGCAUGAUAAUGAGUGCUGGAGUUACACUGACAUACUUCAGUAUAAGCUCAUUCUGGCUCACAUUGCUAACAUAUGGCUUACUAUUUGGUGUUGGCGUUGGCAUUGCUUAUGCUCCUCCAAUGGCCUGUGCAAUGAGAUGGUUGCCACGUCGAAAGGGACUAGCUGCUGGCAUUAUUGUGUCUGGAUUUGGUGCUGGUGCAUUCGUUUUUGAUCAAGUCCAGACAGCCUUUAUUAAUCCUCACAAUGUUCGUGCUACUACAAAUCUACCAGAAUCUACAGAAAAAUACUUUGAUGAUGAGGAUGUCUUGCAUCGAACAAGAUUGUGUUUUCUCCUAUUGGGAGGGAUCUAUUUUAUCAUUCAAAUAGUUGGUUGCUUAUUUCUAUUUGAUCCUAAAGAGGAACACAGACCAUCGUCGUAUUCUACAGCUCUAGAUGAGUCUGAUUCUGAAUCAGUGACAGAACGCACUGUAUUCAAUGGAGGUGACGAGGAUUCAGUAGAAUAUGAAGAAAACUCUACAGAAGCAAUUGAUCAACAAAUGGGACUUCGUCCUCGCCAGUUAUUUCAGCAAGUCUCAUUCUAUGUUCUUUGGUUCAUGUUUCUGUGCAAUGGACUAGCUGUGGUAUUCAUUUCCACUCUGUUCAAGGCAUUUGGUUUAACAUUCAUUAAUAACGACCACUUUCUGGCUGAUGCUGGUGCUGUUGCUGCCCCAUUCAAUGCUGUCUCCAGGAUAUUUUGGGGUUACAUGGCUGAUCGUUUCUCAUUCAGAAUUGCUAUGAUAUCAAUGACAUGCUUGAUGACUGCCUUACUUCUGUCAUUUGAAGGAACAACACUGGUCGGAAAGCCCAUGUUUUUUAUAUGGGUCUGCUUGCUCUUCUUCUGUAUUGGCGGAAAUUUUUCACUGUUUCCUGCUGCAACUGCCAGGUUUGGAAAAUCAUAUUUCACCACCAAUUAUGGUCUCGUCUUCACAUCACAGGUUGUUGCUGGUCCUAUUGGCGCUCUGUUGUCUACAACACUCUCAGGUGCAAUUGGAUGGACAGGGAUAUGGUUUUUGGCAGCUUCUUUGUCUUUCUUGGGUACAACAUUUGCUUUCUUCUAUAAGAUGCCAACUACCUUUAUUUCAAAAUGUCCUGGUCACUGGAAGUGUACAACAUAUCAUGGAUUAGACGUAAAACUGAACUCAACAUACCUAGAUGUAGGCCCUGCAGAACUGAGUGUCAUGGAGGACUACACUGUGUUCUACAGAAAGUGUGCUACAAGAGCACAGUCAUCUGCAUAUCAUAACUCACGAAACUUUGUAAUUGAUGUCUUGGUACAAGUAUUCCUAUGGUGUAUUGAGGUGACAAUGGAAAGAAGAGGGGAAAAUACACGACAUACGAUACGUGCGACAGUUGUGUGUAUUGCUGGUUUUCUCGUGCACUUAACUUUGGGUACUCUCUAUUCGUUUGGCAACAUGGCUCCAUACAUUGUUUCAUACAUCAGGGAAUAUGGUACUCCUCACUCCCUAACAGUAGCAACUUCUACUUGGAUAUUUGCUCUUACGGUGGGUGGUCAUGGAGCAAGCAUGUGGAUUGGUGGGAUUAUCGAGAAGAAACUAGGAGCACGUCUGACCACUUUUGUUGGAUGUAUAAUCAUGAGUACUGCUGUUACACUGACAUACUUCAGCCUAAGCUCAUUCUGGCUUACAUUGCUGACAUAUGGCUUGCUGUUUGGCAUUGGUAUUGGCUUUGCCUAUGGUCCUCCAGUGGCCUGUGCAAUGAGAUGGUUGCCUGACCGAAAGGGACUAGCUUCUGGCAUUGUUGUUGCUGGCUUUGGUGCUGGUGCAUUUAUUUUUGAUCAAGUACAGACAGCCUAUAUUAAUCCUCACAAUGUGCGUGCUACUGCAAAUCCAGAAGACCCCACAGAGAAAUACUUUGAUAAUAAAGACGUCUUGCACCGAACACGAGAGAGUUUUCUCCUAUUGGGAGGAAUCUACUUUGUCAUUCAAAUAAUUGGUUGCAUAUUUCUCUCUGAUCCCAAAGAGGAACUCAAACCAUCGCCAUACUCUACAUCUCUGGAUAAAUGCGAUCCUGAAUCAGUGACAGAAUGCACCAUGCUCAAUAAACGUGACAAAGAUUUAGCAAAAGAUGAUGAAAACUCGAGACAAGCAAUCAAUCAACAACCAGGAUUUCAUCCUCGUCAGUUAUUUCAUCAAGUGUCAUUUUAUAUUCUGUGGUUCAUGUUUCUAUGCAAUGGACAAACCGUCGUGUUGCUUUCCUCUCUGUUCAAGGCGUUUGGUUUAACAUUUAUUAAUAAUGACCACUUCCUGGCCAUUGUUGGUGCUGUUUCUGCCCCAUUCAAUGCUGUCUCCAGGAUAUUUUGGGGUUACAUUGCUGAUCGUUUCUCAUUCAGAAUUGCCAUGAUCUCAAUGACAAGCUUGAUGACUGCCUUACUCCUGUCAUUUGAAGGAACAACACGAGGUGGAAAGCCAAUGUUUUUUAUAUGGGUCUGCUUGCUUUUCUUUUGUGCUGGCGGAAACUAUUCACUAUUCCCUGCUGCAACUGCCAGGUUUGGAAAAUUGUAUUUUACUGCCAAUUAUGGUCUUGUCUUUACAUCACAGGCUGUUGCUGGUCCUAUUAGUGCUUUGUUGUCUACUACACUAUCCAGAGCAAUUGGCUGGACAGGGAUUUGGUUUAUGACAGCUUCUCUGUCUUUCUUGGGUACAGCACUUGCUUUCUUUUACAAGAUGCCAUCUAUCCCUGAUUCAAGUUAGUACUGAUCACAUGAUACACAGGUCAAGGAUCUACUACAGAACAAUUUCAUUGGAAAAUGCACCUUUAUUGCUAACAUGGUAAAUCAAGAGC